AUGGCUGGCAGUGGAGACCUUAGCACCAUUACAUCGAAAACCGGUGAAAAUGUAGUUCGGAAGCCACGGGGCAGGCCAGCAGGUUCCAAAAACAAGCCCAAACCACCCAUCAUUAUCACUCGAGACAGUCCCAACACGUUGCGGGCUCACGCCAUGGAGGUUAGCCCGGGUUGCGACAUUGGUGAGAGUUUAGCCACUUUUGCUAGGAGGAAGCAACAAGGGGUAUGGGUGCUAAGUGCCACCGGGUUCGUCAGCAACGUCAUGUUGCGUCAGCCGUCUAUGUCAUCGGCUGGUCCGGGUUCCGGGCCUGUGGUCACCCUGCAUGGCCGGUUUGAGAUUUUAUCAUUGGUGGGUUCUGUACUGCCGCCACCUGCUCCACUAGGUGUCACUGGCUUAGCCAUAUACCUAGUGGGCCCACAGGGCCAGGUCGUGGGUGGUGCCAUUGCUGGCCCACUCAUGGCCUCUGGACCUGUGGUGAUCAUGGCGGCUACUUUCAUGAACGCCACUUUCGAUAGGUUGCCCAUCGACAAAGAUGAAGCGAUUGCAACCGCUGCUACACAUGAUCAACUGCAUGGUCGUGCAAUUGGUGUUUCGGAUAUCUAUGCGCCUUCGCAAAACAUGACCACCCUCCCUCCUCCUGAGAUAUAUACUUGGUCAAUGGCCCGACCGUUAUCUAAGGCAUGA
This is a messenger RNA of Helianthus annuus (common sunflower), 684 nucleotides long. Its product is annotated as AT-hook motif nuclear-localized protein 16. The record is from RefSeq and is a predicted model, not a curated record. The coding region runs from base 1 to 684 and encodes 227 amino acids. Gene Ontology annotation, cellular component: nucleus. Gene Ontology annotation, biological process: vegetative to reproductive phase transition of meristem. The transcript has a single exon. Gene Ontology annotation, molecular function: minor groove of adenine-thymine-rich DNA binding; DNA-binding transcription factor activity. NCBI's taxonomy places the organism in Eukaryota, Viridiplantae, Streptophyta, Magnoliopsida, Asterales, Asteraceae.